Messenger RNA from Monopterus albus (swamp eel), 3157 nucleotides. It is a transcript of the gene atg4da, whose product is annotated as autophagy related 4D, cysteine peptidase a. The record is from RefSeq and is a predicted model, not a curated record. Bases 501 to 1997 code for a protein of 498 amino acids. NCBI's taxonomy places the organism in Eukaryota, Metazoa, Chordata, Actinopteri, Synbranchiformes, Synbranchidae. Gene Ontology annotation, biological process: mitophagy; autophagosome assembly; aggrephagy. Gene Ontology annotation, cellular component: cytoplasm. Gene Ontology annotation, molecular function: protein-phosphatidylethanolamide deconjugating activity; cysteine-type endopeptidase activity. The transcript has 11 exons.
UUACAGUCGGUGCAGAAGAAUUAGGACGCCUGGCUCCAAAAACUGCAGCAGUCUCGAUCCCGUGAGAAUAUCGUUGACUACGUGAGCAUUACGUCAGAGCAAGUCGGGAUCAAGUCGAACAGAAAAUUAACCGGCCUUCAUUGUGCGCCGAUCGCCGGUGACCAGUUCUGUGCAGAUCUGGGUCAUCUCGAGCAGCCUUAAUGACUGGAGGUUUUGGCAGCAGACAAGCCAGUAAAAUCCGCAAGGUCACGCCAAUUCUCACGUGUCCAAAACAAAUAUGGACGCAACCGGUUUGCAUGAUUUAUAUCUAUUUUACACCUCAGUUUGUGCUGAAAAUAACACAAAGAGGGAGGAGGGCGCAGGGUUAGGAAGAGAUCCUGGAUGGAGAGACAACAACGAUGCGGACUGCACAGCUACAGAGGGAACUGAAACGCAUCAGCCCUGCUGUGUUCUCUGUUGCAAUGAGGAGCACCAGAAUGCAGCUGUGAGGGCUCAGCGGCAUGAACUCCAUUUCCCCCAGCGCAGCACAGUACACAGGGGGAGUGAUGCAGGAUGAGCUGGUGGACAGCCGGAGGCAGCAGCACAUGGAGCGGCAAAGCAGCUUUGCUCUCAGACCCCCUCAGACUCCAGAUGCCAGCAGAGAAGCGACCGGAGAGCCUGAUGAGGUGGACAAGCUGAAAGCCAAACUGAUGUCAGCAUGGAACAAUGUCAAAUAUGGCUGGACUGUGAAGUCUAAAACCUCCUUUAACAAGAUCUCACCAGUCACUGUCCUGGGACACUCCUAUCUGCUCAACAGUGAGGAUGAAGUGGAGCGGUUUCAUCUGGCUUUUGUGUCCAGGGUCUGGCUGACCUACAGGAAGGAGUUUCCUCAGUUGGAGGGCUCCACCUUGACCACAGACUGUGGCUGGGGCUGUAUGCUGCGCAGUGGCCAGAUGUUGCUGGCACAGGGACUCCUGGUUCAUUUGAUGCCUAGAGAUUGGACCUGGCCAGAUGCUCAGCAGUUAACCGAUGUGGACUUUGAGGUGUUCAGACCACGUUCCCCAGCUCGGGCCGUAGGGGUGCCCAUUCUUUCCUUUGGCUCUCCGCGAGGGUCCAACACCCCUGAGAGGUCCCUGCCAAGUGAUAAUGUGCCCAGACGCAGCCAGUGGACGAGACCUGAGUGUGCAAGGGACAGGCAAGCAGAGCCCAUCCACCACAGACUGGUCACCUGGUUCGGGGACCAGCCCCCAGCGCCUUUUGGGGUUCACCAGCUGGUGGAGAUUGGUAAAAGUUCAGGGAAGAAGGCUGGUGACUGGUAUGGACCCUCCAUAGUGGCCCACAUACUACGGAAAGCAGUAGCCACAGCUUCUGUAGUCCACAACCUGGCUGUGUAUGUGGCUCAGGACUGUACAGUGUACAAAGAGGAUGUGGUGCGUCUGUGUGAUCUGUCACUAAGUGAGACUCCUGCAGAACGGUCCAGCCAAGCCUGGAAGUCUGUUAUCAUACUGGUGCCUGUCCGGUUGGGAGGGGAAGCCCUCAACCCCUCCUACGUUGAAUGUGUCAAGAACAUCCUAAAGCUGGAGUGUUGUAUUGGAAUCAUCGGAGGAAAACCAAAGCAUUCAUUAUUCUUCAUCGGCUUCCAAGACGAGCAGCUGCUGUAUCUGGACCCUCACUACUGCCAACCUGUGGUGGAUGUCACACAAGACAACUUCUCACUGGAGUCCUUCCACUGUAGCUCUCCCAAAAAGAUGCCCUUUAGCCGCAUGGAUCCCAGCUGUACAAUUGGCUUUUAUGCCAAGAACAAGAAGGACUUUGAGUCUCUGUGUUCCACUGUUAGCGAGGCCCUAUCAUCCAAGGAGAAGUACCCUAUCUUUACCUUCGUAGAUGGCCAGGGUCAGGACUAUGGACUUGAGUGUCACAGCAGCAAUCACAGUGGAUCUGCAGCUCACAUCCUCCCUUCGGGAAAACUGGGCAGGAGUAACAACAGAAGAAACAGUGAUGAAUUUGUCUUCCUGUAAAACCCGGAGGAGGCUGCUCUAGUAGCCACCUGUAAUGGGGGCAGAACAGGACACUUAACUGUGGACAUGACACUUGUGCUGUUCUGCCCUCACCAGUAAACAAACUGUGUGGCUUUUGCCAUCACCAUGUGACGGUGGUUAUCAUAAGCUAGUAGGCAAUAAUAGGUGCUAGCUGGAGCGGUGAUUCACUUUAUUUGACACCUAAAAAGCCUCAAAAUCAGCCAUGCGUGAGUAAAAUCAAGCUCCACCUUCACUCAACCGCUCUGUGUUCUACUGGUCUGGACUGAAUUUACUGCGGGUGAUGUGUGAUCUACAUAAUAUUUAAUGAGCUGCUUGUCAGGUGAAGGGCUGUCUGGUGUUGUUGUUUUUGACUUGUAAUAUAUACCAACUGCUGUCUUUUUUUAUUGUUCAUGCUUUGACUAUAUUUGUCAGGUUAAUGAAUGCGUUUAAAUGUAUGUGGGGUUAGUGCAGUUUGUUUGUUUCAUCUUUAAUAAGUGUACUGAUGUAUUUGAGAGUCUGUCACAUUGCAGUUCAGAAGUUUCAAAUUCUCCCAAGAGCAUCAAUCCCACACAGGUCCAGCUUUGGCUGUCCGGUACUCAUUAAUGGUAAAAUGAGACACUCUCAGAUAUAUAAUGUAUAAAGAGUUACUCUAUCCCCCAGGUUGGGGUGUCAGUACUUGUUAAACUAGUUUGUCUCAUGAAUGGGGAAAGCGGAGUUAUCUGGACACGUCUGCAAAGUCAACCUCAGAACAGCACUUUUUUUUUUUAACCUUAGUCCAGAUUCUGGGUGAAUGUGUCCAAGUGAUACAGACAAGUCAUUAAGACCUGAAUGGAGAGUUUGUUUAGAUGGUCAAACUUUUGUUGUGAUGUAAUUUGUGGGGUUUUUUUAGCCCACUUUUUUAUGUCAAGGCUACUACUGCAAGUUGCACUAUUUGGUUUGUUGUCUUGAUUAAAUUUCAAACACUGGAAUCACAUUUCACUUGUAUCUGACACUUUGUAGAUUUGCAUUUUGAAAGAGUUGCACUGUUUUAUUGUUACUUGAAUGCAGAAGAAGCACUGACUGUUAUCAGACAAAAUGCAAAGUUCUUCUAUAAAACAAAAUUUCUGCAGAUGAGUGAGUGUCUUAAACAUAAGUUUGUUUCCCAGUUCAUUCCAGUAGUA